GGAAACGAUUCUUCCAACCCAAUUAUCCCCGAAAUCCCGUCUAUCAUGCAUACAUAAUACGAGUCACACACGCUUCGACCUUACUUAAUACAAUUUCCGAGUUAUAUUAACUGCUACAAUAGGGAUUUCAUGAAGAAGAUCUUCGAAAAACCACUGGCUGCUACCUCACAAUCCCAGAAUACGGGGCAGUCACCUAGCGGGCAAAAUCAAGUGCAACAAGGAUCAAACGUUGCCAAUACGAAGCCCAGGCUAUCGGACAAUUUGGGCGCUGUGGGCUCGAAGAUCUCUUCGAGCGCCGCGAAAGCCCCUGUUCGAGCCGAAACCCGCCGACUAUCAGACCGCCCAGUGAGAAAUACACGGGCGUCCCAGCCGCUCACUGUAGACUUGGGAGACUUUGAGGACCUGCCUGAGGUCGAGAGAUUUUCGGAGAUACACGGUCUGGGUCCUCCCUGGAAGAAGUCACUCAACUACAAUUCCGGACGACGCCGUGCGGUAGUUGACUUCCAGGAUCUAGAGCGUCUUGAUGAUGGUCAAUUUCUCAACGACCAGCUCAUUGAUUUCUAUCUCCUAUAUCUAUUCGACCAAGCCAACGUUCCUCGCGACAAGGUCUACCUUUUCAACACCCACUUUUUUACUACACUAACACGCAAGGUACCAGGCCAGAAGGGCACGUUCAACUACCAGGGUGUCGCAAGGUGGACAGCCAAGGAAGAUAUCUUUGGCUACGACUACAUUGUCGUGCCCAUCAACCAAGAUAUCCAUUGGUACCUCGCGAUCAUCUGCAAUGUGUCCAACAUUGCUCGCACCCCGGCAAUCGCGGAUCCCCCAAAGAGCGACAAAAUCGGCUCGGCGGCCGCACAAGACCCGGACAGCGAGCCAUCAGGACAUGAGGCUAAGGUUGAAGAUUUUCAGUCGAUACCAGCGCCCGCACUAGUUGACCAGCCUUCCGAAUCUUCGACAUCACAUGCUGCGAUUGAAGUGGUGGAUCCGGAUGAUUCGGACCUCAACCUGGUUGAUCCACGCGCAACUGGCCCGGACCAUGCCCUGACUGCACCGAGCGGUAGCAGCAGUGUGGCGGAGUCACCUGCUGCGGAGACUGCACAGAUGAAGAAACUGACUCUUAGCGAUAGCAGGCCGGAAUCCGUCUUGCUUAGCAGCACCUCGUCUGCUGGACCCAAGAAGCCCAGACGCAAACUCGGGCCUCCACCCAAAAAGCGAGAUCCGAAUGAGCCCGUCAUCAUUGUGCUAGACUCGCUUGGUGGCAGUGCCAAAAGCGCCGCUAUGCGGGUUCUCAAAGAUUACAUGACUGAAGAGGGCAAAGAGAAGCGUGGUAUGGACGUAGUUAUCCCUGGUAAUGUUGUUUACGCCAAAGAGGGCCAGAUCCCACAGCAGCAAAACUUUGUCGAUUGUGGUAUAUAUCUCCUGGGAUACGCGCAGCAGUUCUUUACAGACCCGGACCUCUUCAAAAAACGGCUUCUUUCGAAUGAAAUGCAGGUCGACGCCCACUGGCAGGAUAUGACGAUGUCAUCGAUCCGCGCUGGCAUGCGAGAUAUCCUUCAAAGGCUAUAUAGAGAGCAAGAGGCAGAGCGUGAGAAGGCGAAGAAGGCGAAGAAACAGGAAAAGAAAGCAAGGCCGGAUACCACUGUGGACGCUGCAAAGAAUCACGUGGAGCAGAAGGCAACGGUUGUCAAGCAGGCAGAUGCGCCGACUUUGACAGGAGAUGCGAAGAAAACCACGCCCACUCCAGAAACGACCAACAAAGUGAAGCUUUCUACUUUGUCAAACGCCGAGCCGCCUCCCAUGCUUGGUCCGCCGUUCGAGCCUCGGUCUUCUCCAAAGCGCGAUAGGUCUUGCUCCUCGAAAAGCUUGCCAGCACCCACUCAGACGGACGCCGUACUCAUUACCAAGAAGCAGGGAACACCUGCAACCGAUGGUCAGAACGCUUCCCCCAAUACCAAUGGGCCUCGCAGGAGCGGAAGCCCGGUGGUCUUAAUCCAAUCACCGGCAAAGAAGUCCCCAAAGCGGCCACGGGAACUGAUCCUGGUUGGGUACAGUCAAGAGGAGACGACCAAGAAGAAGGCACGGACCGCUCCCGAAUCGCCAAUAGACUUCUUGGAUGGUGACCCACGGAUAGUCGGUUUACGUUCACCGGACCCAAAGGCUAGAGUUCUCCCCAAACGCUGCGAGGAAGCUUCGACACCUGUAAGGGGAAGCUCUCGCGAUCCCAUCCAGCUCGACGAGUCACAAGAAGCGCCGAUGUCGAGCGAGGAUGCUCCUCAGAGUGCCAAGCGUAAUUCUCAGAGACCUGAUUUCAUCAUCAAGAGUCCCACGAGCGCAAAGGAUACCAGACUUCCACCACCACGGCGGCGCCAGCAGCACAUGUCUUCCCCUGCGAGGACCAAUGUCCAACGCAGCUCUCCUAUACAGCGAAGGAGGGAGACAAGGGCUGCGAAUGAAUCUCCUGACCCAAUCAUCGACCUUGACGACUUUGACGCGGUCCCGCAGCGCAUUCAGAGCCAUGUCCACAGCUCUCGAUCGAACCGGUCCAAGUGGAGGCUUGCGCAAUUUGACGAAGACGUGCCCGAGAAGACAAUCGAGGUCCCGGAAACGCCGCCACAUGACGGGUGAGGUGCAUCGUUUACGAAGGUAAUGCCCAUCAAGCGAUGCGUAUCACCAGGCGUACGUGCGAGUCAGUUCACUGACGAUGACUUCUACUUGUAAUGUACCGACCAAAGCGCGAUAUUGCUAGAGCCGCAGUCCUUACGCCUUUGCUUUGACAUGGAGCAUAUCUCGACUUCCCCAGUAUCUCAUCUUCCUAUCUUUUAUCUUAGCAUGGUGAUAGGCAUGGCUAUGGCGUCUUGUUAUUUUACAUAUGCAUGUAUGAUUGACGACUCUGCAGUCGAAAUCC
Molecule: messenger RNA, 2908 nt
Organism: Paraphaeosphaeria sporulosa
Lineage: Eukaryota; Fungi; Ascomycota; Dothideomycetes; Pleosporales; Didymosphaeriaceae
Product: cysteine proteinase
Exons: 1
Coding region: 130-2628 (832 amino acids)
Biological process (GO): protein desumoylation
Cellular component (GO): nucleus; cytoplasm
Molecular function (GO): SUMO-specific endopeptidase activity
Source: RefSeq, a predicted model, not a curated record